This is a messenger RNA of Macaca mulatta (Rhesus monkey), 684 nucleotides long. It is a transcript of the gene TBCA, whose product is annotated as tubulin folding cofactor A. The record is from RefSeq and is a predicted model, not a curated record. Gene Ontology annotation, biological process: tubulin complex assembly; post-chaperonin tubulin folding pathway. Gene Ontology annotation, cellular component: microtubule cytoskeleton; cytosol. Gene Ontology annotation, molecular function: beta-tubulin binding. Lineage: Eukaryota; Metazoa; Chordata; Mammalia; Primates; Cercopithecidae.
CCUCCAGGAAAAAACCCGCCCCGCGGGGCGUGGCGGGGACGCCGGGCCGCGCAGCCUGCGCAUGCGCCGGGUCGCCUGCCAUGCCCAUAUAGCCACCGCCUCUGCGCGUCGCCCUCCACGGUUACCCCGGUUCUUCGCCCCUCCUUCCCGCGGCGCUCUAGGGACCAUGGCCGAACCUCGCGUGAGACAGAUCAAGAUCAAGACCGGCGUGGUGAAGCGGUUGGUCAAAGAAAAAGUGAUGUAUGAAAAAGAGGCAAAACAACAGGAAGAAAAGAUUGAAAAAAUGAGAGCUGAAGAUGGUGAAAAUUAUGACAUUAAAAAGCAGGUAGAGAUCCUACAAGAAUCCCGGAUGAUGAUCCCAGAUUGCCAGCGCAGGUUGGAAGCCGCAUAUUUGGAUCUUCAACAGAUAUUAGAAUGUGAAAAAGACUUGGAAGAAACUGAGGAAUAUAAAGAAGCACGUUUAGUACUGGAUUCAGUGAAGUUAGAAGCCUGAAACUUUUCUUUUAUGGGGUGGUUUUUGCAUUGAAUCCUGGGGUCCAUUUUACAAUCCAUUAUUUUUGACCACUGCUGUGUGUUCAAGUAGUGUGAGAAUGUGAUUGCCUUUAUCUGGUUACGUAUGUAUUUCUUUGUCUAAUUUAAUAUGUCAAAUAAAUGAAUACAUCUAAUAAAAUUGUUUAUUUUGUA